Lolium perenne is the source of this 875-nucleotide messenger RNA. RefSeq lists its product as uncharacterized. The record is from RefSeq and is a predicted model, not a curated record. NCBI's taxonomy places the organism in Eukaryota, Viridiplantae, Streptophyta, Magnoliopsida, Poales, Poaceae.
ACAAUCAAUCAAGAACUCGAAUAACGUAGACAUCCGUUGAGUUCUGGAAAAAGGCAACUCCACGACGAGAUAGCUACAAGUCUCCGAUUGAUUUGUGUUUCUCUGUAAGAAGAAGCCACCGACUCCACGUGCGCAGGAGAUGAAGAAAGGCGGCGGGUGCCUCUGCCUCGGCCUCGGCUCGCCGAUGCGCGCGCUGUCGCGGGCGUGCAACUCGGCCUGCGACCUCUACGUCCGCGGCAUCUCCGGGUGCGCGAGCCACAUGCCGACGGGAGCCGUCGCGGGCGGCCGCGGCCCCGGCUUCGGCAGGUCGGCCACGGCCAUGUACGUGCGGGCGAGCUCGGACCGCGCCGACGACCUCGUCCGCGCCUCUUCGAAACAGCGGCGCCGCGUCGCGCCCGAGCCGGCGGCAGCGACGAAGGUUAGCGUUGGCCAGGAGCCGGCGGCGGCAGUCCAGCUGAGGAGGAAGGGCGCGGCGAUGGAGACCAUCGCCGAGGAUGCGCCGUGCGAGUUCGGCGCCUGCACGCUCAUGCGGCCGGCGCAGAGGAGGCGCGGCGCGGCGGCGGGUAGGCUCGCCGCGCGUAGCGGUGGCUUUGGAGCCAUCAAGGUGGGGAGCGAGGCCUUGCCGCGCCACGCGUGACGCAUGCAUUUGUGUGUGCAACAUGCCCGGUAGCAGUUGUGUAUAAAACUAGCUUAGAUCAAUUCAACCGGUUCUCUCUUUGUUUCUAGAGCCCAAACUAUACCUUUGCAAUCAACAGCAAGGGUAGCUCGCCUACCUCCUCUUCAAGUACGGAAAUGCAACGGUGCAUUUUUUUUUUUUUGAAACUUAAAUGCAACGGUGCAUUUGAAAUGUGGCGAACGUUAUAUCCCCACCGUUU